Schistosoma curassoni is the source of this 213-nucleotide messenger RNA. NCBI's taxonomy places the organism in Eukaryota, Metazoa, Platyhelminthes, Trematoda, Strigeidida, Schistosomatidae. The record is from the annotation of a GenBank genome assembly.
AUGUUUGUUGCAUGUCCUCAUAUUGGUCUGCAGUGGGUUGGGCUUUUAUUGGCUUUGAUCAUGAGUUUCACAGUUCUAACAACAUAUCUUAUUUCCAUCCAUAGAGGACAUGUAAAUGCAGAAUUGCCAUUUAUCAGCUCUACAGGUGCUUAUCCACCAGAAAGUUGUAUAUUUGGUGAGGGAUUAAACUUAGCUGCUUUUAUCACUAAAUGA